Molecule: messenger RNA, 642 nt
Organism: Schistocerca nitens (vagrant locust)
Lineage: Eukaryota; Metazoa; Arthropoda; Insecta; Orthoptera; Acrididae
Exons: 1
Coding region: 1-642 (213 amino acids)
Source: RefSeq, a predicted model, not a curated record
AUGGCCAUGUGGGACCGCUCCUAUGGUAGCACACCUGCAUGGACGCCCGCUACGGUGACAGCGGCUCAUGGGCGGCGUGUGACGACCGUACAGACACAAAGGGGGCUCGAGCGUCGCCACCAUAACCAACUCUGCCCUCGGGCCCCUGUCUUGAUUCCUCCCCAACCGCCUUCCCUGCUUCCUGGUGCGGACACGUCCCUCAAGGUGGAUCCCUUCCCUUCAACCUCCAUCUCCUCGCCGGCUCUGCAGACACCCCUUCCGCCUCGCCAGGGUAUAGAGACGCCCUUUGACCCCCUGCCAUCUGGUGACACCUUGAUGGAUGCCGCAGACAGUCUGCCCUCCCCUCCCCCAGUUGUCCCUCUGGAUAUAUCACACCCUGUGCCCUCGUUCCACCUGCCCCGGCAUCGUCCGGGGCAUUUCCGACCCUAUGCACCAACUUUGGGGGACUUUGGGGGGGAGGGAUCUAGUACCUCCCGUCGCGGAAGUCGAACACGCACCAGAACAAAUGGACGUGGUCAGCCCAUACAGGGCUCCGUAUCCACGGCGGCUAUUCCGUGCAGCGGCUCUCGCGCAGCGAGGGCGCCACCGCUACGCCACGUGCAGACCACGGCCAAUAGCCGCUCCCUCCGGUUUCGUAUAUAG